This is a messenger RNA of Oikopleura dioica, 591 nucleotides long. NCBI's taxonomy places the organism in Eukaryota, Metazoa, Chordata, Appendicularia, Copelata, Oikopleuridae. The record is from the annotation of a GenBank genome assembly.
AUGAGUCAGGAUUUUCACAUAGGUAUAAAAUCACACAACACACAUCAUGUUUCCCGAUGCCACGCAGCUGUCCUCGUGAUUCGAAACCCUUACGACACGCUCAAAGCCGAAUUCAACCGCCGCAUCUCUCAAAUGAAAACUGGCAAUGGUCAAGCUGCCCAUACAGACACCAUUGACCCGGAAUAUUUUCGCUCUGAUAAAUGGCGAAGAUACGUUCGAGGAACGUCGAAGACUUGGAGUAAUUUUUAUAAAGGAGCGAUUACUGGAUUGAAAAAUCAAGGAAAGGGCUUUCAUCUCCUCUUCCACGACUUGUUGAAAACGCAGAAAGUAGAAGAAAUGCGAAAAUUGUACGAUUUUCUCGAAGAAGAAGCAUCAGAGGAUUUCAAAGUCGACAAUGUUGAAGAACGAUUGAAUUGCAUCGAGAAUCAAAAAUUAGACAAAUACAAAAGAAAGAAUCAAGAGUUCGACUUUGAUCUGUUUCUUCCAGAUGAGAUUAAAGCGAUCAACGAGUUGGUUGAAGGAUACAAAGAGUUUUUCAAAAACAACAGCAUCGAAUUUCCGGAAGAAACUGUACAUAAUUGGCUAAAAUGA